Messenger RNA from Moneuplotes crassus, 2282 nucleotides. NCBI's taxonomy places the organism in Eukaryota, Ciliophora, Spirotrichea, Euplotida, Euplotidae. The record is from the annotation of a GenBank genome assembly.
UUAUCCCUGAUGACCACAACUGGUUUUACAUAUUUCUUAGACUAUCUAAACCCAACUUCUGCAUUAUAGAUUCGCAGAAAAACAGACGGAGAACACCUCAUGUUUUAUAAGACAUUCUCAGGAACUACUAGUUUCAAUGGACUUUUUAAGAGAUCCUCCAAGAAUUUAGAUGAUCUUAGUAAAGUCCACCAAAGAGACGUAAAAAGUCCAUUGAAUAUUUGAAGACAAGGGACUAAUUUUUAAAAAUUUCAUCAGAAUUCCUAAAACAACACUUAAUGAUAAACCUAAGCAAAGGGUUAGGAGAAGGGUAUUUUCACAUAAUAGAAUUGUUUCCCCAUCAAGACCAAUUGCAGACCUAAUACUGGCCUCUCCAAGUUCAAAUUCAUGAUUAAAAUCUACCAAUCGAAAGUUUACUAAUUCCUUUCUUGAUCUCAAGAGAUAUCCAAUUUCCUUACUUAUCAGAAGCCCUCAUAAGAAAGAUCCAGCUAAAAAGUUAAAAUAAAGAUGAGCAAAAGCUGCUGAGACAAUUAGAAAUUGUUAAAAAUAAUAAAAUAAACAUUCAAAAACGUUUAGACAUAUGAAAAAGUAAUCGUCGGAGACAGAUACAUUCAAUACUAGCAAGUUUCCUCAAUAAUUCUUGUAGUCCAACCAUGCUGAUAAAAGCAACAAUAAGUGUAAUAAGGAACGAAGGAUGCUAUUUACACCAGAAACUAAUGCGGAUACACAACUUUCUUUCUAUAAGAACUCGAGAAUGAGCAGGCUUUACAGUCCUCAAAACUUACUUGAUACCACCAACAAAGCUUUAAAGAGAAAGAUUAAACUGGCUAAAAAGAGAGCCAAUAAAGAGUCAAAGCUUAAGGUCCACAAUGCUGCUAUUAUCAUCCAAAAAGCCUUCAGAGGGUAUCAAAGUCGGAAGUAUAUAGAUUGCUACAAAAAACUCCGGUUUACCAGAAAUAUCUUAGAUGUUAAAUUACAAGAAAUGCAGGACCAUAUAGACCAGAAAAUGUCAAAAUUUAUUAAAAACAACGAACCCCAAAUAAUCCGAAUCCAAAGCCUAUUCCGUGCUACUCGUGAUCGUAUUCACACAAAACACCUCAAACGCAUCAAAACCGGCUGUAAACUCCUUGAAUCUCUCUCAAAAUCACACUACACCUCACACAUAUCCCACUUUUUCCGCUGUCUCACCAAACACUAUCGCAAGUUCAAGCUUCACACAUGAAAGCUCAGAACCCAGUCACACCUAGAAGCCUUGCUCAAACAAAAACAAGAAGACAUGGCCAGUGAGAACAAAGGAAGAAGCAGAAGGCUAAAAUUCGCACAAAAAUUUAAAAGUGAGACUACCAGUAAAAAUGCAACCCCGCAGUUUAACUUCUCGAAAGGGUCUAUUUUGAGAGUCCCAGGUGCAGGAGAUGGGUCUACACCGAAUAGUGGGGAGAAUGGAGAGGAUAUAGGCAGGAAUUCAUGAGUUUUUAUAAAUUCUAAAAGUCAUUUCCAGUCGGAUAGUCAGAAGUUUAGAAGAGGAAAGACUAAUAAUGAAAAUAAGGGACAAGAAGAUAUUAAUAAGAAAAUUAAAGAAAUUGAGGAUAAGCUUCAAAUGAUCGAAGAAAUUGAACGAAAAAGUUCUAUGUUGGAAGGCAGCUUUCUCUCAUUAAAAUUUGAUGAUUCGGAUGAUCCAAGCUCAGUCAAUUUGAGUGAUAAUUCUCAAAAUAUUGAUGACUCAAAACUAAGACUGAAUAUCAAUCAACCUGAAACUCCUCAUGAAGAAGAAUCGUUAAGCACUCCAGCCCUCUUUUCUCAAUCAAAAUCCCCUCAAGAUACAUAUUUCAUCAGAGAACCAAAUGGAAAGGAGACUGAAAUCACAGGAAUCUGGCACUCUAAAGCUCCUGAUACCACCCCUCCACAGCCUUAUACCACUAAAAACCAGAAAUCACCUGAGAAAAGGCUCAGAAAGUCCAAAAGGACUCAUAACACUCCUCACCAUUUACAAUUGAUUAAAGAAGAAAGUUUCACUCAUAAACUCAAUUCAAAUAAUCGAAUUGAUAAUUCCCUCAGCACCAAAAGUGUGCCUCGUUGUUCCAAUAGCAAGUUCAAGAAAUCUAGAGCAGGAUCAGCCGGCUUCAGACCAAAAAUGAAUACUGAUAAAGUUCUGAUAGAUAAUUCAGGGUUUGCAGAAGCAGUCAUGAAAACAAACGGAAAGAAAUCCCAGAUCUUAAAUAAACAGUAAAAUAGUUGAUAAGUCAAGUUGUGUGUUAGAAUCACAGCUAUUAGGCACCUUGGAAAUG